Molecule: messenger RNA, 2376 nt
Organism: Loxodonta africana (African savanna elephant)
Lineage: Eukaryota; Metazoa; Chordata; Mammalia; Proboscidea; Elephantidae
Product: cytochrome P450 20A1
Exons: 13
Coding region: 7-1449 (480 amino acids)
Cellular component (GO): membrane
Molecular function (GO): iron ion binding; monooxygenase activity; heme binding
Source: RefSeq, a predicted model, not a curated record
AGGCUGAUGCGCUGCUGCCCGAGCAGUGGAUCGAGACGUGGCUCCCAGAGCGGAAGAACCAUGUUGGACUUCGCGAUCUUCGCCGUUACCUUCUUGCUGGCGUUGGUGGGAGCGGUACUCUAUCUCUACCCGGCUUCUAGACAAGCUGCGGGGAUUCCGGGGAUUACACCAACUGAAGAAAAAGAUGGUAAUCUUCCAGAUAUUGUCAGCAGUGGAAGCUUGCACGAGUUCCUGGUUAAUUUGCAUGAGAGAUAUGGGCCUGUGGCCUCUUUCUGGUUUGGCAGACACCUUGUGGUUAGUUUGGGCACUGUUGAUGUACUGAAGCAGCAUAUCAACCCCAAUAAGACAUCGGACCCUUUUGAAACUAUGUUAAAGUCGUUAUUGAGGUAUCAAUCUGAUGGUGGGAGUGCAAGUGAAAACCACAAAAGGAAAAAAUUAUAUGAAAAUGGUGUGACUAAUUCUCUGCAGAGUAAUUUUGCUGUCUUGCUAAAGCUUUCAGAAGAAUUGUUAGAUAAAUGGCUCUCCUUUCCAGAGUCCCAGCAUGUUCCCCUCUGCCAGCAUAUGCUUGGUUUUGCUAUGAAGUCUGUUACGCAGAUGGUAAUGGGUAGUACCUUUGAAGAUGACCAGGAAGUCAUUCACUUCCAGAAGAAUCAUGGCACGGUUUGGUCUGAGAUUGGAAAAGGCUUUCUAGAUGGGUCACUUGAUAAAAGUACAACUCGGAAAAAACAAUACGAAGAUGCCCUUACGCAACUGGAAUUGAUUUUAAAGAAAAUCAUAAAAGAACGGAAAGGAACAAACUCUAGUCAACAUGUUUUCGUUGACUCCUUAGUACAAGGGAACCUUAAUGACCAGCAGAUCCUGGAAGACAGUAUGAUAUUUUCUCUGGCCGGUUGCAUAAUCACUGCAAAUUUAUGCACCUGGGCAAUCUGUUUUUUAACCACCUCUGAAGAAGUUCAGAAAAAAUUAUAUGAAGAGAUAGACGAAGUUUUUGGGAAGAGCUGCAUUACUCCAGCGAAAAUUGAGCAGCUCAGUUACUGUCGUCAGGUGCUUUGUGAAACUGUUCGAACUGCCAAACUGACACCAAUUUCUGCCCGGCUUCAAGAUGUUGAAGGGAAAAUUGACCAAUUUAUUAUUCCUAGAGAGACCCUUGUCCUUUAUGCCCUUGGUGUGGUACUCCAGGAUCCCAGUACUUGGCCAUCACCGCACAAGUUUGAUCCAGACCGGUUUGAUGAUGAAUCAGUAAUGAAAACGUUCUCCUUGCUUGGAUUCUCAGGCACGCAGGAAUGCCCAGAAUUGAGGUUUGCAUAUAUGGUGACCACAGUACUUCUGAGUGUAUUGUUGAGGAGACUGCGUCUACAUUCUGUGGAGGGACAGGUUAUUGAAACAAAAUAUGAACUGGUAACAACGUCAAGGGAAGAAGCUUGGAUCACCAUCUCAAAGAGAUACUAAACUCUUAAUGCAUUUAAUUAACCUUGUUAAAUGGACUGAGGAAACUAACCAUUUAGAAGAUCUUAUGGUGAAUCCUUUUAUAAAUCAAGUAUUUUGCAGUAUAAACAACUAUUAGUAUUUUAUUAUGUAAAUUUGUAUUUUUAUGUAUCCGAUUUUCUUAAAGUAGGAUGUACAUUUAUACUUGUUGCACCAAUAUAUUGAUAAUUUUAAUGGGGUGCUGUAGCUUUCUGCUCUUCAAUUUUGUUUUUUUCACUUUUUAUGCAUUAGUUUUGUAUUAUUUUUCUUAGUUUGAUCUUUAAAAUUAAUACUCUUGAAAAAAAUUAUUUUAUAAAUGUUUUGGAAUCAUGUCUUAUGAAUAUUCAUAAAAUAGAGACAUAGUCUUAAAUCCUUUUCAUACUUUCAAUAAAUCAACUUAAAGGGAAAGAAAAAAAGACUUCCCAUAAUUUUUAUUUAUUGGGUUAAUGCUUUUAUUUUCUGGUUAUAAAUUAUUUUGUGUUAUAAUCAUUUAUAUUCAGCUUGAAUACUUUAUUGAGAAUUUUACCUUGUAUAUUUGCUUUUUUUUUUGCCUCUCCAGAGAGCAGUGUUUUUUCUUCAUUUCAUCACUUACACUGUUCAUUUUGUAUAGUUCUGAAUCACUUGGAUAAUAAUGUUUGUUUCUGAAUGUUUAGAAGUGCCACUCCUAAGUGACAAGCCAGGAUUCAUGCUUGUUCUUCCAUUUGGCUGGAAGCUUUAGCAGCACUCUAUUACUCAACUAAUUCUCAUUUGUAGGAAAAGGGAAUUCCUAAAUUUGUUAUUUAUUCUUAUGUCAUAUGUUAAAUAUAAUUAACCUGUGAUUAAGAAAUGAAGGAGCACUCACCAAAAACAAAAAUCUCAAAAAUAAAUAAGGAAAAAAAAAAAAACUGAGAUAGUUGAAAAUAUUUGCAAAAA